CAACAACGGCGCACCAGUACAGCAGCAGACCUAGAGCCAAAACACGCGGUGCGUGUACACAAAACGCCACUGCCACCGCCGCCGUCUACGAACAUCAGCAGCAGCACCAGCAGGCCGUCGGCUGUGCCGUGCUAUUAUAACUUCGAAAUGACGGGAAGACGAAUUGUAGUAAUGGCCAGACAUGGUGAGAGCGAAUGGUCUAAAAACAAUGUGUUUUGUGGAUGGUACGAUUCACAUUUAUCUGAUCGAGGUAUGAACGAAGCCCUCGAAUGCGCAGAAUUGUUGAAAGAAUCAAAUUAUAAAUUUGACAAAGCUUAUACAUCUCUGUUGACUAGAGCUCAUCAGACUUUAAAAAUAAUUACUGAACACAUUGGUCAGCCUACUUUGCCAGUAGAAGAAUCAUGGAGGCUAAACGAAAGACAUUACGGAGCUUUGACAGGAUUUAAUAAAGCUGAAUUAGCUGAAGAAUAUGGUGAAAGUCAGGUACAGAUUUGGAGAAGAAGUUUUGACGUUCUUCCACCUGUGAUGGACAAGUCACAUGCAUAUUAUAUGUCCAUUUGGUGCCACCCAAAAAUCGUGGCUCACUCAUACACUUCAAGCGAAAAAUUUCCUUCUACCGAAUCACUUAAAGAGACGAUGGAAAGGGUUAUACCUUAUUGGGAUAAUUUUAUUGUGCCAAAUAUUAAACGAGGACAACGCGUUUUGAUUGUUGCCCAUGGUACGGUUUUGCGAAGUCUUAUCAAGUAUUUAGAUGGAGUAUCAGAUAAUGACAUUUGCUCAAUAAACAUCCCUUCGGGUAUUCCAUUCGUUUACGAAUUUGAUGAUGACAUGAAUGUUGUGUCUUCAAAAAAAUUUUUGGGUGAUAAAAAACGAAUAGAGGAAGGAAUAGCAAGAGCUGCAUCAAUCGGUUCUCAUUAAACUGCCAAUUAUGAAAUCGACUUCAGCAAAUGACUAUUUUUAAUCUGAAAUUUUG
Acyrthosiphon pisum (pea aphid) is the source of this 973-nucleotide messenger RNA. RefSeq names its product 2,3-bisphosphoglycerate-dependent phosphoglycerate mutase. Bases 148 to 918 code for a protein of 256 amino acids. Gene Ontology annotation, biological process: glycolytic process. The transcript has 5 exons. The record is from RefSeq and is a predicted model, not a curated record. Gene Ontology annotation, molecular function: intramolecular phosphotransferase activity. Lineage: Eukaryota; Metazoa; Arthropoda; Insecta; Hemiptera; Aphididae.